Molecule: messenger RNA, 5065 nt
Organism: Heteronotia binoei (common prickly gecko)
Lineage: Eukaryota; Metazoa; Chordata; Lepidosauria; Squamata; Gekkonidae
Gene: ARHGEF3
Product: Rho guanine nucleotide exchange factor 3
Exons: 13
Coding region: 460-2160 (566 amino acids)
Biological process (GO): intracellular signal transduction; positive regulation of Rho protein signal transduction
Molecular function (GO): guanyl-nucleotide exchange factor activity
Source: RefSeq, a predicted model, not a curated record
GAGGAAGGCUUUGCUUGAGGCUGGGGCGGGGCCGCGGCUGCUUGUCUGUCAAGCGAACGAAGGGGACUGCCUUUCCCCCCCCCCCCCGGCCCGACAGGAGGGAAAGUGAUUGGAAAGUGGCCGUUUUUUGAAACUUAGAAGGAAAACACGUCUCGAAACUGUGGCGAACUGCUGCGGACAGAGACUACAAUUGUGCUCUCCGGAAACCCCCCAAUCAUGCGUUGGCCUGAGGAAAGUUUAAAAGAUUCACAACAGCUCUCCGCCCCGGCUGCGAGUUCGAGGGGGGGAGGGGGGUUCUUUUGCCUUUUGUUGUGUGUGCAAAAAACGUCUGUUAUGCUUCUCCCGGGAGGGCUUUUCGUAAUGACUAGCUGCCGAACGGUUUGCAAGUGUGGAGCCAGAGGCGGAAAGGGCACCUGCCUCAGGAGGAGCUGUGUGAUUCAAAAUACCGCCUAAGGGGAAAUGAACACUAGUAGCCCAGGAAUCCUCAUAAACAGCUCUACAAUGAUUACCAAUUGUGCUGAAAGAGAAAUGGAGGAAAACAUAACUUGGUCUCAACAACCUCAACAGAAUAACUUUUCUCUGUUUCCUUCCACCAAAAGCUGGAAUUUCAGAGGGAAAAAACGCAAGCAAAAUGCCCAGGAUGAAGAUUCAAUCAGUGUUUGCAGCUUUGAUUCAAGUGAACCUAGCAAUAAACGGGUCAGGCCUCUUUCUAGAGUUACUUCACUAGCAAGCUUAAUUCCUCCUGUCCGAGCAACUCCUUUGAAGCGAUUUGGUCAGACGCUGCAGCGGUCCAUCAGUUUCCGCAGUGACAGUCGGCCUGACCUUCUUGCCUCACGCCCUUGGUCUAGAAAUGGUCCUCCUUCUAGCACUAAACGAAGAGACAGUAAACUCUGGAGUGAGACCUUUGAUGUUUGUGUCAAUCAGGUACUCACAUCAAAAGAAAUCAAGCGCCAAGAGGCAAUCUUUGAACUUUCCCAAGGAGAAGAGGACUUGAUAGAAGACUUGAAACUAGCAAAAAAGGCUUAUCAUGAUCCCAUGCUUAAACUCUCCAUAAUGACAGAGCAAGAAUUAAACCAAAUCUUUGGAACCCUAGACUCUUUAAUUCCUCUGCAUGAAGAUCUUCUCAGACGGCUGAAAGAAGUUAGAAAGUCAGAUGGAUCUACUGACUGUGUUGGUCAUAUCCUUGUGGGCUGGUUGCCUUGCUUGAAUUCCUAUGAUAGCUAUUGCAGCAACCAAGUAGCUGCCAAAGCUUUGCUGGAUCACAAAAAGCAGGAUCAUCGGGUACAAGACUUUCUCCAGCGUUGCUUAGAAUCCCCUUUCAGCCGCAAACUGGACUUAUGGAAUUUCCUUGACAUCCCAAGGAGCCGUCUGGUGAAGUAUCCAUUGCUACUCAGAGAGAUUCUGAGACACACACCAAAUGAUCACCCAGACCAACAGCAUCUUGAAGAAGCUAUUAAUAUCAUCCAAGGCAUAGCAGCAGAAAUCAACAAAAAGACGGGUGAAUCAGAAUGCCAGUAUUAUAAAGAAAGACUAAUAUAUCUUGAUAAAACUCAAAAGGACUCCUUGAUAAAUAAUUCACGUGUUGUGUGUUGUCACGGUGAACUAAAAAACAGCAGGGGAGCGAAACUACAUGUCUUUCUCUUUGAAGAAGUGCUGGUGAUCACUAGAACAAUUACACAUAAUGAGCAGCUUUGCUACCAACUGUAUCGGCAACCCAUCCCUGUGAAGGACCUUGUAGUGGAAGAUUUGCAAGAUGGAGAAGUACGACUGGGUGGAUCCAUACGAGGGGCAUUUAGCAACAAUGAGAGAAUUAAAAAUUUCUUUAGAAUAAGCUUCAAAAAUGGAUCUCAGAGCCAGUCCCACUCUUUACAAGCAAAUGACACUUUCAACAAACAACAGUGGCUCAACUGCAUCCGUCAAGCCAAAGAAUCAGUCUUGUGUGCCUCAGGCGAAGGUGGAAUACUUGAUUUCCAAGGACAAUUCCUAGCCUCAUCAAACAGAAGCAGAGAAUCUCUGCAAAAAUCAAAGCUUGAGCAAAUGGACCAAUUGGACAGUGGGUCUGACUGCAGUAUGGACACCAGUGAAAUCAGCAUUAACUGUGACCACAUGGAGCAGACAGACUCUUGGGAGAAUGACAAAGACUUAGAGAGCAAUGUCUGACAAACUACACACAAGUCUUCUGAGUCUUACAUGUACAGUAUUUGCAUUCCACAAGUGGAAUAAAAAAGCACUUUUAAUAAUUUUGUGACAAUGUCAGCUCAGUCUGUUACAUUUGUAUCCUUCAACCACAGUAGUGUCACUGCCUGUGUAUGUGUGUAAUUUGAAAUGUAUGACAACUAUAAUCCUGUGAUAUUCUAUAAAUGUCUCAAUGGUGAAGACAGGUACUUGACCAAUAAUUUCUACCGUCCUGCUGGUAUAUACCAUCCCUAAACUACUGUUCAUAAGCAGACAGUUGUUACGUAAUAUGAAAAGUGCUCUAGUUUGACCUCUCACAUGGCAUUUGAACAUAAGGGAACUGCCAAGUGUCUUAAAAGUUAUCAGAGCUAGAAAUUUUUGCACACGUUUCUCAAAGUUUAAAAGGCUUCAAAUUAAGUAAUCCAUCAUGACUUGAUGUUGUUGAGUCAGGAAUUGAUAAGCUGAGUGAUAUACAAGCAUUUGUGAACCAGUCCAACACCUCUGAUAAGCUAAAGUAGUUUAUAGAUACUUUGGUUGACUAGAAACUGUUUUUUAAAACCCCACAACUUAAGACUGAUGCUUAGAACCUUACUUACCUUCUCUGUAAGGUUCAUGGGUUUAAUAACUAAAGUUUGGCUAGUGACUGUUGUGUGACCAGUGCACUGAUGAAACAGCUGAAAAUAAAGGAUGGUGUCAGUACUGAAGCUUCAUGUGAAAGUCAGACUUGUACUUUCAGAUCUGGUUAUGCAUAUCAGCUAUAUUCCGUUUGUAAUAAUUGAAACAGCAAAGAUGCAUCACCAGAAAAAAAUGGCAUCCCAGUAACUAAGCAAUGUAUUUCUUAUUUUACCUUAUGUUUAUGCACACAGCUAUAAAGGUUGUGUGUAAAAUAAUGCUCUACAAAAUACCCUGCCUCAUAUUUCUUCAUCUUAAAUUUUAGCCGCAUCCAAUGCCAUACUGUUUGCAGAACCAGUUUGCUGUAGUAAAGAACAGCAGACUAAUCUGGAGAACUGGGUUUGAUUUCCCACUCCUCCACCUGAAGCCAGCUGAGUGCCCUUGGACCAGUCAUGGUUCUCUCAGAGCUCUCUCAGCCCUACCUACCUCACAGGGUGUCUGUUCUGGGGAGAGGAAGGGAAGGCAAUUGUAAGCCACUUUGAGAUUCCUUCAGGUAAUGAAAGGCGAGGUAUAAAAACCAGCUCUUCCCCCUCUUCUUCGCCAAUGGCUGUUAUAUGAUGUCUACAAAUUUUACCAGUCCCUUAUAAUCUUCAGCAUCCAUAGCUUGCAUUCAUAAUGUGUGUCUUCAUAGCUAUGUGUGACACUUAUUGAUAACACUUCUGUUGAGGGCCUAGACAAUGUCUACUUCAGGCUCCAGGUUGAGAAUUAAGGCCAUGUAGAUGGGGUUACUCAACAUGGCUGAUCUUGCAGGUACUUAAACACCACAACAUUGGCUGGGGGAGGUGGCAGGACUGGCUCAGCUUUGGGAAGAGAUGCUGUUAGUUUUGCUUUUCAAAUAAAUAGCAUGGUUCCUGCAGGGAGAGGUUGCUAAGCCCAGAGGCAUAAGUAAAUAUGGCUAUGCCUGCAUCCAGUGAGCACAGGUCUUUGCCCAGUUGGUCAGCUGGCAUGACCCAAAGCUUCUCGCUCCCAGUCCCAUUCAAGAACUGUGGGACUUUAUCCCCAUGGAAGAACAGCAAAUACCAUACUGAGGACUUCUGAGGUAGGCUGAGACCUGUAGAAAAUUCCUGUUGAAACAGCUGUAAAAAAACAAAGUGGAACUGUACCAUGAACAAAAGGGGGACAGUUUUUCAGUUACUGUCUUAAGUGAACUUUGUAUGACUCUGCAUUUUCAAUUAAGGUUUUAAUUGGCUUAUUUCUUUAUCAAACAAGAGAAGCUAAUUGCACAUUCCAUUUAAAACUAACAUUCGGGCAGAGGGGGGAUUACCAUAAAUUCACUUCUGUAUGGAACUAUUUGAGCUAUUCAAUAGUGCUGCAGUUCUGGCUUAUCUGUUUCAAAUAGGGUUGUGCUCACACUUAAGUAACUAUUCUAAAGACACUCUUGGCCUCACUCUUGCCUUCAUAAGACAGAAUAUACCAGGGGUGGCCAACGGUAGCUCUCCAGAUGUUUUUUGCCUACAACUCCCAUCAGCCCCAGCCAUUGGCCAUGCUGGCUGGGGCUGAUGGGAGUUGUAGGCAAAAAACAUCUAGAGAGCUACUGUUGGCCACCCCUGGGAUAUACAAUUAAACUGGUAACUCUGGAUCAAACCAUCUGAAAAUGAAAGUUUCAACAAUAAUACAAAGAUUUAAUUUGAUAUACCUCUAAAAUGUACAAUUUGAUGCACUGAAAUGAUCUGAUACCACUAUUUUCUCUACAGUGCAGACUCUAAUCUCAGCACAAGCAGUAAUAUUACCAAAAUGCUGCCAAAAUGUGUACUUCAUAUAUUGUACAUGUUUACAGAAAAACAGAAUAAAUAUUACAUAAAUGUUUGUUUUGUUAUAUGUGAAUCAUUGUGUUGAGAUAAUAAAAAUAAACACAGGUCAUUCUGCUUCUAUUUAAAAUACGUUAUGGGUUAAUUUUACUUCCUAGAACAUAUUUCUGUAUUUAUAGGUUUUUAAUAUAAAGAUUUUUUUUAUUUCAGACUUGUAAUUUAUUUCAAUUGCUUCAUUUUGGAGGUUGAUCAUUCAUGAAUCAUCAGAGGCUGAAUAAGAAAGAAGCAUUUAUUAAAAACAAGCAGAAAGUUUAUUAGGAUGUAAACUGAACUGACAAGUACUUGCCAAAAUGUCUGAGAAACUGUGUAAAGUCUUGAAUGAUUAAAAGUAAUGUAUUUAUUGAUGAGAUUUUUGCAUAAUAGCUUUACACAGUUCUCAAAGCAUUUCAAAUAAAUUACGCUGAACUGUA